Messenger RNA from Cetraspora pellucida, 1833 nucleotides. NCBI's taxonomy places the organism in Eukaryota, Fungi, Glomeromycota, Glomeromycetes, Diversisporales, Gigasporaceae. The record is from the annotation of a GenBank genome assembly.
AUGCAUUCUCACAUCUUAUUAUUUUUUAAAGUCCUAAUAUUGAAAGUUAAGAGAGUGUUAAACGAAGUUUGCAGGUGUUUAGAACAGCUUAAUUUGACUUCUAUCGAUUCGAAUGAUCUAAUAGCAUCCAGAAUUAUAGAUAUUUCUGAAGAAGUAGAUAGCGUGGCAGAUAAGUUAUUAGUAGAGACUAAACAGAUUCUUAAGGAAAUUGAAUUAAGUGAACCAGAAUUUUCAGAAAAAAUGAUCAUGAUGCUAGAUGAAUUUAUUAAUAUAUAUGAGUUAUUGGACCCUCAUGCAAAUAAGCAGAGCAAUAAUUGGAAGAAAUUGAAUCGUCUAUGUAAAGAUGGAUUUGAUGCUAGAUUCAACAAAUUAAUUAAGAAGAAAGUUGUUAAUGCUGAUAAAGCUAAGUGUUGUGGAAAAUUUUUUGAAAAGUUCAUUGAAAGUAAAUUAGAAAUGAAAGAUCGAGAUCUAGCAUAUCAAUCACCAAAGGUGUGUCUCUUUGAGACAAAAAUAUUUCUUGAUUUAUUGAAAACCCAUAUUGCUGAGCUUGAGGCUGAAAAUGCAAAGCUUAGACAGACCAUAAAAGAAAAAUCUGAUCUUAAGACUGAAAAUUCCAAGCAUAAAGCUAAAAAUGCUAAACUUAAAGUUGAAGUAGCAAAAUUAAGACAUGACAUUGAGAAAAUCAAGCUACAAAUCCAAGUUAAUGCUAAUGAACAAGAUGCAUCUUUUAUUGAAGAUAUUUUGCAGUUCUUAGCUUGUUUAGAAUUACUAGUAACCCUUAAGGCCCAAAGGCUAAAAGCUAAACCUGCAUCAUUAGAAGAUAAGAAGAUUAAUGAAUUUCUGGAUUCAAAGUAUAAGGAAAAGUUAUCUGAGUUAUUGUAUGAUGCAAAAACUACUAAAAUUGUUAAAAAUCAAAAUACAGAACCUGCCUCAGAGGAAUCAAUCAAAGUUAUUAGUAGAAAUAAAGAGUCAGAUAUACCAGUUCACACUAAAAAUGACAAAUAUAUAGCCAUCAAAUUGGCUCAUUUAUAUCAAAAAGCAAGAAAGGCUAAAAAGAAUACUGUAUAUGCUAAACGAGAAGAGAUUUUAAAUUGGUAUUAUUAUAUAAAAGAAAUAGAAAAGAUUAAACAGAUUAAAUCUUAUAGUGCCAAUAAGAUAUCAAAACUCACUAACCCUCAAAUUCAACAUAUUAUAGAUUAUUUUGCAGAUGAAUCUUAUAAAAAGAUUAUAGUGAAAUGUCAACUGCACAACCUCAGAUCUUACCCUUACAUAACUAAAUUUUCUAACUCAAAUGAUUUAUCAGAAACUGAGAUAUAUAUAUGCAUAUUUACCAAAUCCCAGAUCACUAACUCUUCUGACUCAAAAACUAAGAUAAGUAUAUCACUAGAGAAUAAGAUAACUAAAAUAAAUGCACCACUCAUACCUCAAGUAAAUACACCUGCAAAUCAAUAUUCUAAUCUAUAUAGAGAAUUUAGUAGUGAAAAUUUUAAUUAUUAUAAAAUCACUGAUAAUAUAUCAUGCCCAUUAUGCAAACUAGAUUAUGAUAAUGAAGAAAGUAUAAAAGGAGGUCACCUUAUAAAUUUGAAGCCAGAAAACAAAGUAUCAGAUUUAUCUUUUUCUGAGCAAUGUAAAGAAAAAGAGCCUAUUAUGUUCAAAGCCAAACCUGAUCCAGAAUUAAUUAUCAAAUCCAUGUUAGAGUAUUUCACAUACUUGAAAUUCCAAAAUAGUUUUAGAGAAAUUAAUAAUUAUAGUUUCGUAUCACCUCAGCUGUGGAGCUCACCAUGUUCUAUUUGUAAUAGAAAACAUGAGAAUUAUAGACUACAUAGUGAAUGA